AUGGCGUCGUCGAAGGUGUCGUCGUCGUCGCCGGCGCACACGGCGUCGGACCUCGCGCGCUUCGCGGCGGCCGCGGGGAGGCCCGGCGGCGGCAGCGGGAUGGGGUCCAUGAACGUGGAGGAGCUCCUCCGCGGCAUCUACGGCGACAUCCCCGCCACACCGGCGCCCGACCGGCCGACGUCGCCCGUUCCUGCACCGGCGCCGCGUCACGAGCCCGCCGGCGCCGCGCCGCGGACGGCGGUCGAGGUGUGGAAGGAGAUCACCGGCGGGAGCAGUGGCGGCGAGGAGGUCGUUGCCGGGGCCGCCGAGAUGACGCUGGAGGACUUCCUGGCGCGGGAGAGCGACCAAAGGAAGCUGGACGCCGUCGGGAUGCCCAUGCCCGGCCCGUCCGCGGCGCUGGAGGAGCAGGUGGCGCUAACGUUCCAGCUGAACGGGCCGGAGGCCGCGCGCGGCGGCGGGAGGGGGAAGAAGAGGCAGCUGAUGGACCCCAUGGACCGCGCCGCGAUGCAGCGGCAGAAGCGGAUGAUCAAGAACCGCGAGUCGGCGGCGAGGUCGCGAGAGAGGAAGCAGGCGUAUAUAGCCGAGCUCGAGUCGUUGGUCACGCAGCUCGAACAGGAGAACGCCAACCUGUCGAAAGAACAGGAGGAGGCAACCCAGAAACGGCUUAAAGAGCUCAAGGAAAAGGUGACCCCAGUCAUCAUUUCGAAAACACCACCGCAAGAUCUUAGAAGAACAAACUCAAUGGAGUGGUAGACAUGAGCCAACCUCAGUACCCGUCCUCUUACAGUUACAUAGAUUUUGAUAAGUUGUCUGUCAUUCUUGUAUUUAUUGGUGUUAACUUAGUUGUUGUAACUUCACGGAUAUAUACAUAAACAUUUAGGUGACAACUUAAACGGAGACAUAAUGUGUAGAAUGGAGAGUUCAUUAGCAAAAAAAAUGGCAUAUUGAAGCAUC
Lolium rigidum is the source of this 954-nucleotide messenger RNA. RefSeq names its product bZIP transcription factor 12-like. Gene Ontology annotation, molecular function: DNA-binding transcription factor activity. Bases 1 to 753 code for a protein of 250 amino acids. The record is from RefSeq and is a predicted model, not a curated record. Gene Ontology annotation, biological process: positive regulation of DNA-templated transcription. Gene Ontology annotation, cellular component: nucleus. The transcript has 4 exons. NCBI's taxonomy places the organism in Eukaryota, Viridiplantae, Streptophyta, Magnoliopsida, Poales, Poaceae.